Ochotona curzoniae (black-lipped pika) is the source of this 712-nucleotide messenger RNA. RefSeq names its product 60S ribosomal protein L27. Gene Ontology annotation, biological process: translation. Gene Ontology annotation, cellular component: cytosolic large ribosomal subunit; ribosome. NCBI's taxonomy places the organism in Eukaryota, Metazoa, Chordata, Mammalia, Lagomorpha, Ochotonidae. Gene Ontology annotation, molecular function: structural constituent of ribosome. The transcript has 5 exons. The coding region runs from base 91 to 501 and encodes 136 amino acids. The record is from RefSeq and is a predicted model, not a curated record.
GGAAGUGAGAUCACCCGCCCCAUGGGUGAAAGGUUGGCGGAAGUGCACUCCCUUCCUUCUUUGCUGUAGGCCCUAGUGGCUGCCGUCGAAAUGGGCAAGUUCAUGAAACCCGGGAAGGUGGUGCUGGUCCUGGCCGGACGCUACUCGGGACGCAAAGCCGUGAUCGUGAAGAACAUCGACGAUGGCACCUCGGACCGCCCCUACAGCCACGCGCUGGUGGCCGGCAUCGACCGCUAUCCCCGCAAAGUCACAGCCGCCAUGGGCAAGAAGAAGAUCGCCAAACGCUCCAAGAUCAAGUCGUUCGUGAAGGUUUAUAACUACAACCACCUCAUGCCCACCAGGUACUCCGUGGAUAUCCCCUUGGACAAAACUGUGGUGAACAAGGAUGUCUUCAGAGACCCUGCUCUGAAACGCAAGGCCCGGCGGGAGGCCAAGAUCAAGUUUGAGGAGAGGUACAAGACUGGCAAAAACAAGUGGUUCUUCCAAAAGCUGCGGUUUUAGAUAUUGUUUCUUGUUCCGCUCAUUAAAGACUUUAAAAAAAGAAGUUGUUUACCUGCUGCAUGUUUUAGCCCAUUGGGCAUUCACAGGUGGUGGCUGAGAGUCAAGAGGGGAGUUAAAGACAAGCUUGUGAGGCUGUCUUUGGCCUGGUUAUCUUUUCUUUUUAUUUUUUUAAGAUUAUUCAUUUUUAUUGGAAACAAAUUAUAUGCAUACA